CCGAUGCUUCCCUGAAUUUUUCCGAGAGAAUUAUCCUUCGCUUUCGAUUCUAUUGUUUUGCCGAGAAAAAUUUAUCGGAGGAGCUAGGGAGAUUUUGAAUUGAAUUCAGAUUGAAAAAGAAAUGACGACAUCGACGACCAGCACUGUGUACAUCCGCGUCAUCGAAGAUGUCAUUAGCAAGGUCCGUGACGAGUUCGUCAAUAGCGGUCCUGGCGAGAGUGUUCUCAACGAGCUUCAAGGAAUUUGGGAAAUGAAGAUGAUGCAAGCGGGAGUUGUGUGUGGUCCGAUAGAUAGGUCAUCCGCGCCAAAGCCGGCACCAGGCGUAACUCCAGUUCACGAUCUUAAUGUACCGUACGAAGGGACCGAGGAGUAUGAAACACCUACUGCUGAGAUACUCUUUCCCCCGACGCCUUUGCAAACUCCCAUUCAGACGCCAUUACCCGGAAGCACUCCAUUACCCGGAAGUACUCCAUUACCAGGAUCUGCGGAUAACUCAAUGUAUAACAUUCCUACUGGAUCUAGUGAUUAUCCCACUCCAGUAAAUGAUUCUGGUGGCAGUACUGAGGCUAAAGGUGGAAGUGGAAAUGGAAGGCCAAGCCCAUACAUGCCACCUCCUCCUUCUCCAUGGACGAAUCAGAGGACCCCUCUAAGUGUUGAUGUUAAUGUUGCUUAUGUGGAAGGGCGCGAUGAGGCGGAUAGAGGAACCUCUCAUCAACCCCAUACACAGGACUUCUUCAUGAUGUCAUCUGGAAAGCGUAAACGUGAAGAUUUCCCUACACAGUACCAGAAUGGUGGAUAUAAUAUACCCCAGCAAGAUGGAGCUGGAGAUGCUAUACCGGAAAUUUUCGAGCUUGAGGUAAGCCCAGGGAGUGGUUUCACUGGUAAAGGUAACACUGUCACCACCGCAAAUAGGGAGUCCCUAGUGCAUUCGUCCAGGUCAUCUGUGAAGAUUCCUCAACUGGAUGGGCCAAUUCCUGAUCCUUAUGACGAUGUGCUUUCUACUCCCAAUAUAUACUACAACCAAGGGGUUGUUAGUGAAGACUACAACAUAGUGAACACACCUGCUCCAACUGACCUACAGGCUAGUACUCCUGCUAUUGUUGCACAAAAUGAGGCUCUGGAUGAUGAUGAUGACGAGCCAUUGAAUGAAAAUGAUGAUGAUGAAUUGGAUGAUGUGGAUCAGGGAGAGGAGCUGAACACUCAACAUUUAGUGUUGGCUCAGUUUGACAAGGUGACUCGUACCAAAAGCAGAUGGAAAUGUGCAUUGAAGGAUGGAAUUAUGCAUAUAAACAACAAGGACAUUCUCUUUAACAAGGCAACAGGAGAAUUUGACUUCUGAUUUGUUGAAGAGAUGUUUGGUUGUCCAUCACGUGGGGUGUCACUCAGAAGAGUGAAUCGGGAAGAGUUGUUGGGUGUUUCGUAAAUUUCCUUUUAUAAAUUUCUGAACGAAAGGUUGAGGGAAGGGAGUGAGAUGGUUGGAUUUAAUAGCUUUUAAGACUGGUUGGACUGUUGACCUAUGUACAUAAAGAGGAGAUUUUUUAGCCUUAAAAAGUUAAAAUGGUUGGCUACUUAUUGGAGUUUACCAUUUUUCUAAUGGAAUCUGUAAUUCUGUUUAUGCCAUAUACAUGGAAAGUUUGGUUAAUUUACAAAGAGCAUUGUUUGUUUAUUUA
Molecule: messenger RNA, 1670 nt
Organism: Pistacia vera
Lineage: Eukaryota; Viridiplantae; Streptophyta; Magnoliopsida; Sapindales; Anacardiaceae
Product: transcription initiation factor IIA subunit 1-like
Exons: 11
Coding region: 122-1339 (405 amino acids)
Biological process (GO): transcription initiation at RNA polymerase II promoter; transcription by RNA polymerase II
Cellular component (GO): transcription factor TFIIA complex
Source: RefSeq, a predicted model, not a curated record